AUGUCAGAAGACAUGAAUUUAUCUGUAAAUGGUCAGUCCAAGGUGCCUCCAGGAUUCCGUUUUCAUCCUACUGAGGAGGAGCUUCUGCAAUACUACUUGAGGAAGAAAGUAGCUCACCAAAAGAUUGAUCUUGAUGUUAUUCAUGAUGUCGAUCUUAACAAGCUCGAGCCAUGGGAUAUUCAAGAGAAGUGUAAAAUAGGAUCUACGCCGCAGAAUGAUUGGUAUUUCUUUAGCCACAAGGACAAAAAAUACCCUACGGGGACUCGAACAAAUCGUGCAACUGCUGCCGGAUUCUGGAAGGCUACUGGUCGUGAUAAAGUUAUACAAAGUAGUUUCCAAAGAAUUGGAAUGAGAAAGACACUGGUAUUCUAUAAAGGACGAGCUCCGCAUGGACAGAAAUCAGAUUGGAUUAUGCAUGAGUAUCGGCUCGAGGACGAAACUCAUGACCCCAACGCAUGUAAUCUAGUGGUGGAUGUGUCACCUGAAGACGGUUGGGUGGUUUGCCGAGUUUUCAAAAAGAAAAAUUACCACAAAGCUUUAGAGAGUAAUUCAUCCUCUUCAAUCUACUCAAGUAGUGUUCCACUACACAACUCGAAUAAUGAUGGCAUUCUUGAUCAGAUAAUUAUGCACAUGCGACAAUCGUGCAAGAAAGAACACGAACUGAUGAUAAACAACAGCAAUGUCAACAACAACGAUGAAGAAGACGAUGAGAUGCAAUUAGUCAAUCAUAUCAAAACAACAAUCAACGACGGAUUUCAUUCUGGUUUUCUACAUCUGCACAGAUUGGAUAAUCCAACAAUUCCAUUACUUCCCAGAAUUGAAUCACCCUUCAGUACUGAUCAAGAUUGUAGCAGUUUCAAAGCAGCUUGUGAACAAGAUAUGGGCUAUAUGCUAACAGACAUUCAAACUUCUUGCACCAACCAAAAUGAUAAUUCUGUUGAUGAUCUAAAAACUGGGCCUACCGACUGGGCAGAGCUCGACCGCCUGGUGGCCUCUCAGCUCAAUGGACAGGCUGAAUCAUCGAAGCAACUCUCGUGUUAUGGUGAUCCCAACGACAACUUCUGCUUUUCUCUCGAGGAUCACGAGUUACAAUUAACAAGACCAAAUCAAGGCUCCGACGCCGACACGAACUUUUGGACCUUUGCUCGAUCUCCUUCGUCAUCAUCGUCUAACCCGUUAUGCCACUUGUCAGGGUAG
Fraxinus pennsylvanica is the source of this 1197-nucleotide messenger RNA. NCBI's taxonomy places the organism in Eukaryota, Viridiplantae, Streptophyta, Magnoliopsida, Lamiales, Oleaceae. The record is from the annotation of a GenBank genome assembly.